Molecule: messenger RNA, 1569 nt
Organism: Rhipicephalus microplus (southern cattle tick)
Lineage: Eukaryota; Metazoa; Arthropoda; Arachnida; Ixodida; Ixodidae
Product: ankyrin repeat domain-containing protein 54
Molecular function (GO): protein binding
Source: RefSeq, a predicted model, not a curated record
CGGAACGCACGCGAUUUUUGCGGAUCAUGUGCGUUGUUUGUUUAUUGUGCUACGCAUUCACGCACUGUGCAGCUCGGUGUUGUCGGCCGAUGUGGGAGUGCCGCGAUACGGUGGCCGCUUUCUAAUUCUCAUCGUGGGAGCGUUUCACCUCGCUUGGUGUUCGUUGUAAAUCUGUGUGCACAACGGUGACCGACAUUCGAGCACGCACCACGUAAAACAGCCGCUGAGAGACAAUACUCCUUGGGAGGGAAAAAAAAAAAUGUCGGGCACCGAUUCUGGAAUUGAGACUGGAAGCGAAAGCAACGGUAGCACCUCCAUGUCCGUGGAAUCUCCGCCCAGGCCCAAUGCCGACAACGAUCACGCCGAGCCCCAGGACGAGGAAGUGGGUGAUGCGGGGGCGCCUUUCUUCCGCAGUGUCCAGCCCUUGGCCGUGCAGUGUCUCGGCGCCAUGGCGGCGGAGUCUUCGGUCGCGCUGCUCGGCCACGGCGGAGCCAUGGCAGACGGCGACCUGUCAUCAUUGCAUGCCUGGCACGGCAAGAUGCGCAUGCUGCAAAGACGUGCCCGCAGGUGGCGAUUCCUGUCGGGCAACUGUGCUGCAUUCCGAAACAUCAUCGGUGAACGCAAAUUACGGAUAGCAGCUAUUACAAACCAGAUUCCGCUGGUGCGCCGGCUUCUGGAGACUGGCGUGAAUCCAUGCGCAGCUGACGAGCGUUCCCGCACUGCCCUACACUUCGCAGCUUGCAAGGGUCACCUGGAUAUCAUCAAAAUGCUGCUCGAACACGGCGCCAACCCGAACCAGAGGGACAUUGUUGGCAACACUCCGCUGCAUCUAGCCGUUUGCACAAGUCAUACAGAGGUCAUCACGCAUCUGCUGAAAGCCGGAACCGACGUGAACUCGCUAGACAACUCCGGCCGCACUCCUUUGCACCUAGCCCAGUCCAAGUUGCGCGUCUUGAAGGUGGACGUCGCAAAGUCUUCGGAGAACGUCAAACAGGAAGUCAUGAAUGUGAUUGAGAUGCUGCAAGUGUACCUUCAGCGCAGUGGCAAGCCAGCGGAGAGCGACCUGCUUGGUGCUUUCUCCACGAGGCUGCGCCUGCACCAGACACGGCAAGAGGUCGACAACGAUGUGCAGGACCUUCUAUCCAGCCUGGCUCAUUUGAGCCUGCACAAAACCUGAGCGACGAGAUAUCUCUGGUUUCUCUGCAAGAUGGAUGCCAAGAGACAAGCCAUAGGGAAAAAAGAAACAAUAUACAUAGACGUAUAUACAUGUGAGAAACAUGAACACUGCAUCAUGUACUGCUUCAUCAGUGUCUCAGGAAGUCAAUUUCUUUGUUGGCAUAUUACGCAAGCGACGAAUGUAGUGCGGAGGCCGACAAGAAAGAGCAAGCAGCUUUUUUUUUUCAUUUUUUUCUCUUUACGUGGCUUUUACAAGGACAGUUUCAAAGGGCUGAAAGAGAACAUCUACCAGAACUGCCUCCCAGGUGUGGUGUGCGAGUGUUGUGCAAUGUGUUCACAUCAUUUUGUUAUUGACUCAUUUUGCGCAUUAAAAUAUGUGUUUGAAAAUACGUU